GUAAGUGAUAUACGAGUACCCUGCACACGUCACUGAAAUUAACUGACCCAGGCAGUUGAAAAAAGCUGACGGACUUGUCAUUAUUUUCCGCAUCCGAGGAAUGUAUCUAAUCCUUUUAAAAAAUUGAUACAGGUUUAGAAUUAAAGCGGAUAAAAAUAAAAGACGAAAAUGACAACGGGCUUUAUACAGCUAUGGACGGGUUUGUUGUGUCUUACUCUCUGUUUCGGACAUGACAGUCGGAAUUCUUGUGCCAUGGACGCAGACACGUGUGAGUUUUAUCUUUAUGUGACGACAUGGUUACCGAUGAGGCGUGGUUUUAACCAAAAGGUCUAUAUUAAUGAAUCUGACGGAAACGUUUACAUCCACGGCGAUCAGUCAAGGACACCUGUGGACCCCGACGAUGUUGUACUCGCCGACGGAUCAAAGCAUGAACGAGUUUUGACCCUUUUUAAUAAAACAAUGCCGGGACCGACCCUGACAGUUUACAGGAAUCAGGAAGUUAUUGUUCACGUGACAAACCAUAUGCUGAGCGACGGAGUUACAAUCCACUUCCAUGGUAUAGAGAUGCGUGGUACACCCUGGAUGGAUGGAGCAGCUUUUAUUACACAGUGUCCGAUUUUACCUGGUCAGACAUUCUCGUACAGAUUUAGACCAAACCGUAAAGGAACAUAUUUCUAUCAUUCUCAUACCGGCGCUCAGACAAACAUGGGUUUGGUUGGGGCUUUUAUUGUUAAGGAAAAGAAACAGGAUGAAAUGAAGGAGUAUGUCAUGGUCGUGCAAGAUUAUAGCAAUCUGUAUGAUUCCGAUCGUUUAUAUACUGCUGGAGUAUUACUCGGCAUUUUUAGCCCGGACGGUGUACCGUUUUUCCCAUCAUAUGAAAGAAUUGAUGGUUCAAAUUCACCUUUGUUAGAAUUUACAUCUUCUUUGAUCAACGGCAGAGGAAGAGUACUGGAUCAGCAGGGUGGAAAAAUGACAAAAACUCCUUUGAGUACUUUCAAUGUUGAAAAAGGUCUGAAGUAUAAAUUCCGAAUCGUGGGCGGUGGGUAUGGUAUCCAACACAAACUGUCUGUUGAUGGACAUAAAUUAAAGGUAGUUGCCACAGACGGUAAUGAUAUUGAACCGAUAACUGCUGACUUUGUUAUCAUGCAUAGUGGAGAAAGAUUCGACAUUGUUAUUGAAGCCAGUGAAGCUGUAGGCAAUUACUGGAUCCGAGCAGAUACAUUACACAAGUCAAUAAAUCUAACCGGGUUAGCUAUUCUAAGGUAUGAAGGCGCCGUAGAAACUGACCCAGAGUCUGGUACUAACGAAUGCACAGAAAGUAGUCCGUGUACGGUUGUAAAUUGUCCUUUUGAAACAUUUCCAAACUGGAACUGCAUUACAUCCGAUAAAAUGCGGGCGCCAGACACGAGCGAUCCAGCACCUACAGCGAGCUCUGGGAAUUUUAAAGAAUUUUUUGUAAAUGUUGGUUAUGCUCUGUCGGAUAAUGGGGAAGUUUGGGGACACAUGGGUGGGAUUAGUCUUAAACUUCCAACAGUGUCUGCGUUAACGCAGCCAAUGGAAGUAACGGGAAUUUGUGAUAACUCCAACAGUUGCGGUCCUAAUAAAGUCUGUUUUUGCAAUCACCCCCUCGAUGUGAACUUUGGGGACAUUGUGCAGAUGACCUUUUAUAGCGCUGGAUUUUUAAAUAUUGUUCAUCACCCAAUACAUGUGCACGGAUAUUCUUUUCAUGUGGUAAAGGUCGGCUUUAAAGGAUCAAACGCAAACUUUACUGCUGAUAUCAAUUGUCCAUCUGGCCUAUGCUAUUCCGAUGCUUCUUGGGUCGAUCGUUCUUGGAAAGAAGGAAAUAUUCCGGACGUGGAUGUGACACGAUUACCGCGUAAGGAUACAGUUACUCUUCCUGCCGGUGGUUAUGUGGUCAUACGAUUUAUGGCAGACAAUCCUGGACUUUGGUUUAUUCAUUGUCAUCAAGAAAUGCAUAUGCAGAUUGGUAUGGGAUUAUUGCUGAACGAUUCCUUCCCACAAAUUCCGUCUCCACCCCCAGGUUUUCCAGAAUGUAGAAACUAUCCUCCGCCGACAAUUCUUAAACCGACGAGAAACAAUUCUGAUGAUUCAGACACAGCAGCAGCAACAACAACAACCGAAAGGACGUUUUCGCGUGAAGAAUUCUGGGGAAUGUUUGGAGCUAUGUUGUUUGUUGUUGUACUACAGUUUAUUCUGGCCAUGACAUGCAACCGAAGAAGCAGUCAAACAGUGAAAUUUUGAUUAUGCGUGACGUUCAGUAAAAUUUUGAGUAGGCUAAUAGCUAUUCAUA
Mercenaria mercenaria is the source of this 2311-nucleotide messenger RNA. RefSeq lists its product as uncharacterized. Gene Ontology annotation, molecular function: oxidoreductase activity; copper ion binding. Bases 169 to 2262 code for a protein of 697 amino acids. The record is from RefSeq and is a predicted model, not a curated record. Gene Ontology annotation, biological process: iron ion transport. The transcript is spliced from 4 exons. NCBI's taxonomy places the organism in Eukaryota, Metazoa, Mollusca, Bivalvia, Venerida, Veneridae. Gene Ontology annotation, cellular component: plasma membrane.